Molecule: messenger RNA, 2112 nt
Organism: Arachis stenosperma
Lineage: Eukaryota; Viridiplantae; Streptophyta; Magnoliopsida; Fabales; Fabaceae
Product: protein NRT1/ PTR FAMILY 6.2
Exons: 6
Coding region: 98-1852 (584 amino acids)
Biological process (GO): oligopeptide transport; transmembrane transport
Cellular component (GO): membrane
Molecular function (GO): transmembrane transporter activity
Source: RefSeq, a predicted model, not a curated record
CACAAACUUGUUAAGCAUAGCCAAGUAUAGCAAAAAAAAACUUCUUCUAUUCUUCUAUUCUUCUAUUCUUCUUUGUGGAAGCAGAAUCUUGAGAAACAUGGAGGGAAAAAUGAGUUGGACAGUUGCAGAUGCUGUGGACUACAAAGGCUACCCUGCUGAUAGGUCCAAAACUGGUGGUUGGGUUCCUGCUGCUCUUAUUUUAGGGAUUGAAAUUGUUGAGAGGCUCUCAACCAUGGGGAUUGCAGUGAACUUGGUGACAUACAUGAUUGGAGUGAUGCAUCUUCCAAGCUCAACCUCAGCCAAUAUUGUCACUGACUUUAUGGGAACCUCAUUUCUCCUAUGUUUGCUUGGAGGUUUUCUAGCAGAUUCCUUCCUUGGAAGAUACAAGACAAUUGGAAUCUUUGCUGCAAUCCAAACACUGGGUACUGCUUCAUUAGCAAUCUCAACAAAAUUGCCACAGUUACGUCCACCACCAUGCAAUCCAAGAUCAAACAGUAACACUUGCCAACCAGCCAAUGGAUUUCAAAUGGGAAUCUUGUACGUGGCUCUAUAUCUUAUUGCACUUGGAACCGGUGGCCUAAAGUCUAGUGUAUCAGGCUUUGGAAGCGACCAAUUUGAUGAGAAAGAUGAGAAAGAAAAAUCCCAGAUGGCCUAUUUCUUCAACCGGUUCUUCCUCUUCAUAAGUUUUGGAACUCUUGCAGCUGUUACAGUUCUUGUGUACGUUCAAGAUGAAGUGAGCAGAACUUUGGCUUAUGCUGUUUGUUCUGUUUGCAUGAUCAUAGCCAUCUUGGUGUUCUUGUCAGGAACCAAGAGGUAUAGAUUCAAGAAAAGCAUGGGAAGCCCCAUUGUUCAUAUCUGCCAAGUUAUUGCAGCUGCAAUCAGGAAAAGGAAGUUGGAACUUCCAUACAAUGUUGCCUCUUUGUAUGAGGACACUCCAGAGCCUUCUAGAAUAGAACACACCGAUCAAUUCCGUUUUCUGGAGAAAGCAGCGAUUGUGGUUGAGGGUGAUUUUGAAGAGAACUUAUCAGGUGGGUCUGGACCAAACCCAUGGAAACUGUGCUCACUAACAAGGGUGGAGGAGGUGAAAAUGAUGAUGAGGCUUCUUCCAGUAUGGGCCACAACUAUCAUAUUCUGGACCACAUACGCACAGAUGAUCACGUUUUCAGUUGAGCAAGCCUCCACCAUGGAAAGGAAUGUUGGCAGCUUCCAAAUCCCCGCUGGCUCUCUCACUGUCUUUUUCGUUGCUGCAAUCCUAAUCACUUUGGCUCUCUAUGACCGAAUCAUCAUGCCCCUCUGGAAGAAGUGGAAAGGCAAACCAGGUUUCACGAGCCUACAAAGGAUUGCAAUUGGGCUUGUACUUUCAACAUUGGGAAUGGUGGCAGCUUCUGUAUGCGAGAAGAAACGGUUAACAGUUGCAAAGAGUGUUACCGGUAACCCUGCAACACUGCCUAUAAGCGUGUUCAUUCUGAUCCCACAGUUCUUCUUGGUUGGUUCGGGUGAAGCAUUCAUAUACACAGGCCAACUCGAUUUCUUCAUAACACAGUCACCCAAAGGGAUGAAAACAAUGAGCACAGGGCUCUUCCUCACAACCCUCUCCCUUGGCUUCUUCGUCAGCAGCUUCCUCGUCGCCGUGGUCAAGAAAGUCACCGGAACCCACGACGGCCAGGGGUGGCUAGCUGACAACAUUAACAAGGGAAGGCUUGACUUGUUCUAUGCACUUCUCACCAUACUUAGUGCCAUUAACUUUGUGGCGUUUUUGGCGUGUUCUUUAUGGUAUAAGCCUAAGAAACCAAAAGCAACAACCAUGCAAAUGGGUGAGAUUAAUAACAACUCUGCUGAGAACAGGUGUUGAUGAAGAUAAUCAGAAGGAGGAGGGAGUUUUUGAGGAUUAGAAGACACCAUAAUUAAUUACUCUUGGUUCUGUAUGUGUGUGUUAUCUUUUUUUGUUUCUGAAUUGAUAUGUAGAUAGGUAUAGUUUUAUUCUUAUGAAGAGUGUAUGUGUAUACGAAGAAUUGGUUGAGAUAUUAAGCUAUUCUUCGUGCAUAUAUUGUAGAAAUUAAAUAAUGUUCUUCAGCUUUGGCUUCCAUUGUAAUAUAUUGUUCUCAUUUUCAA